Molecule: messenger RNA, 5309 nt
Organism: Belonocnema kinseyi
Lineage: Eukaryota; Metazoa; Arthropoda; Insecta; Hymenoptera; Cynipidae
Product: CUE domain-containing protein 2
Exons: 5
Coding region: 120-977 (285 amino acids)
Source: RefSeq, a predicted model, not a curated record
AGAGUGUGCCAGAGCAGCGAGAAUAUCACGCGACUUGUACUGGGGGUGAAUAAAGGGAAACAGCCGUACCGUAUUGAUUUUCCUUCUGCGAUCCAAGAAAGGUCUCCCCCGAAGAAAGAAUGAGCAAAACGACGAACGAGAAGGAGGAACUUGUUAAGAAAUCGUUGUUCAACUUUGUUAGAAAACAAGUGCCCACAGCACAAUUGAGCUUGAUUGAUGACAUCGUGCUCAGCUACGUGGUGAGCAUGGUGGAGGAAAGUGCUCUCGAGGAAGAUUUGGACGUCGAUGGAUUGUGCGAAAUGGUGUCCGCUUGCCUUCCUGAGUUUUCCACAAUUGAAAAAGAAGCUGUCUCGAAGUGGCUACUUGACGUCGAAAGCAACUUGCGCCAAGAAAACAAGGGAAAUCAAAAUGGCCAAUCCCACGAUCUUCUGAGCCACAUCAGUUUAGCGGCUCUAUUGCCCCCAGAUACUCAAAGAAUGAGGGUUCAUCAUCUCUCAGAAACGAGUGACGCUGGUAGCGACUCCAGUGGUGAAUACUUUGCAGAGGAAUCAUCUUGGCAUCAAGUGGCACUUUUGCAAGAAAUGUUUCCGGGAGCGAGCUCAGCUGAAGCACGUCAUUGUUUGGCGGUUGCUGGAGGAGACAUAGCAAAAGCAGCUCAACUUGCUCUUCACAGGCAAGAAGCUGGGCAAAGCAUCGUCAGCAAUCUUACGUUCCUUACACCCAAUGCUCGAAAUAAAGCCCGCGUGAACGACGAGGAGCUGAAAUCCCGCAUAAUCGCUCGCUACAGUUACGUAGACAGGGAUGACGAUUCGCGUGAGCACCGACCAGUAGCGCCGAAAACGGAACCGAAAAAGUUGGUGAGGUAUCUGGACAACAAGAUUGUAAGUUUAAAGGGUGAACGUUUCACGGAAAUAAAACGUGGAGAAGAGGAAGAUGGCAACGAAGGCGCAAAAAAGAGAGGCCACUGCCGCCCGUAACCAGUCCCCUUGCCUCCACCCCCUGAUCCACCCCCUUGGAGGCAUAUGAUUACAGUUUGAAUCAUUUCUUAGAUUUCUCCCUUCGCGGUCAGAGCUAGGAAUAUCAACGGAAAGCAUUGGAUAUCAAACUAAUCGUCAUCCAAUCGCCGAAUUCAUCCUCGAACUACAUUAGAAUUAAUUACUUUUACAAGGCAUUCACGGAACUGUCUUAAUCGAUCUCAGAAGAAUUUGCUUCAAAUUUGUUCAAAUUGAAAAUGAAUCUAAUUCAGUAUUAAAUCUUCUCCAAGUUAUUCUAUUAUUAAAAUUAGGGCUAAUAUUUAUGUUGUGUAAAACCUAAAUUACGCAGUUUGUGUGAAGUUGACUUUCAGUUUUGAUAUCCAACGCUUGAUGUGUAAAUAAUUCUUUCCAUCGAGCGUACAAUGGCCAUGCGUGAUUUAUCCAGUUUUGGAUUUUUAACAAGAUCCAGUUUGAUCUAACUAGUAUUUCGAUACGCUUUUGUACAGAGAAAGAAAAGAGAAUAUAGAGAAUUGAGCGACACUUUGUCAAAUUAGGUUCCAUCUUCUUGAAUCACUUUGGCGUCGAAGCAUCAUUUGAUUUCGAGACUAAAAGUCGUUUGGAGACCAAAAGUUGCUUCGGAAACCAAAGUCUUUAAAACAAAAAGAUAAGCGUUACAAUGAAAAAUCGCAUAUUUUUCGACUUUCAACUAUAUAUUGGAUAUCGUGAGAUAAAUGAGUUAAAACUCAGUACAAAAGGUCAUCAAUUUUCUAUGUAACCAUAUUUCACAUAAGUGCGAAGAAAAAUACCUCGACUGUUACUGAUGAGAAAGCAGAUACUUCUUUGUCGGUUGGCUAUUGUAACCUCGGCUACUUUAUUUUAACUCUAUUUAAGUUUUCUCAAAACCGCACUUUAUUUUAGCAAUCCAAGCAAGACAUUCAUUUUUUCUUAACAGUUUGCAUCACUUACCGUUUUUUGCCUCGCCAAUUUAUUUAGUUUAGUCAAUAGAUAAACACGCUUUGAAUUUAUUAUCGAAACAGUGCCCGUAAAAAAAUCCAUUUUACACCCAGCGCAUCAAAACAAUACGUCAGACUUGAAAAGUGUCGAAAUAAACGAAUUUUUGUGACUAUUAUAUAGUAUAAUUUUUAAAAAAUGGCCAUGAUGAAAAUGGCUUGAUUAAAAUUACUCUAUAUAAUAGUCUAAUAGACCCUUAAUUUCGCUGAAUUCGACACUUGGGUUGAACCUAAACAUGAAUUUUGACGGAUUCAUCGCAUAAACGGGAAGAAUUCAAGGCAAUUCCUGCCUUACCGACUUCGGGACCAUUCGACCGCCUAAGUGGUUCAAGUCCGUGCUAAGUUUCUUUGAUGUCCAUCAGAGAAUCUCACACUAGAAUAACUUAGCAUUGACAUGAACCACUUAAACUAUCGAAUGGUCUCGAAGUUGGUAAGGAAGGAACUCCCCUUUUCAAUCUACUCCGGACACCAGCACUAAUGCGUUUGGCGUAAAAUAAAUACAUUUUUUCGGUGCAAUUGAUUCCGAUAUUUACAACUACGCGCUUUUACUGCGAUUUUAGCAACAAAGUCCGUUAUAUGCUGUGGAAAAUGCACCAAGGGAAAUUAAAAAAAAAAUAAAGGGCUUGGGGAAUCACGUGCACUGAAACCCAGCGAAUUUUCAUAGCAAUCUUUUAUACCAAGAGUCUUCUGCAGGAUACAAGUUUGCGAAACAUAUACCCGAUUUGUUGAGUGUUUUUUAGUAUUUUGUACAAAACCCUAAAGUCAAGGACGGAAAAUCAAGAAAGCAAUCGAAAGACACAAAAUACACAACUUGGCUUUCGAAUCAAAACAAAAAAAAAGUAAAAAAAUUAACAGAGGCAUGACAAUUUUAAGAUAAGAUUCGUUUACCACGCCAUAUGAUUUACCAGUAUUACUAUUAAUAUCUUAACUACGAAUUAUUGUGAGCAUUAAAUAGAACACGCAUGAUGUAAUAAUCACUUUGAGUGGUAGAAGCUCAUUUAGACUGCAUAUCUGGAGAAAAUGAAAUGAAAACAGAAAAAGAUCCUCGAUUCCUUCUGCCACUUUUGCUAUCAUAUAGUACGAGUAAUAUUAUCGUGUUCUUAUUUGUGAUGGACUGAGCUGUAAGAUAUGAUAUUUGUAUUUUCACAAUCUUACUGUUAGUUUCUUAGUUUGUAUAAGCUUUUUGCGAUCGAGGUCGCUUUUUUUAUCUAAUUAGUAUUGUAACUGCACCGUUGAUUUCCAAUUUCAAAUUAAAGCCGUCAGAAGGCGACUUGACUCAACUCGAUUGCAUUUUUUCACUAAUUUCAACCUCUGUCGGCUUUACUUUGAGAGGACUUGAUUGCGAUUUUCAAGCAAAAUAUUUCACUUAAAUCGAUUGCAAUUUCUUACCAUGAGAGGUCAAAAUAAAUUUUCUAGAUAGGGAGAUUUUCAUUCCUGGGAGAGAAAAGUUCAAUUCGAAUAAAUUAUAUUUCCAAUUCUCCCAGUCGUAUACUGAAGAUAUUCAACAUUUUGAUCAGAUUCUUGCAAAAAUAUUAAAAGUGUCAGGUUUCUUUUUCGCAUUAAAAAACUUUUAUGACUUCCUUUUUUUAUUCUGGUUUGGAAUUUUCACUGUUUUGAAAUUCAAUGGUUUUUCUGAAAAUAAAAAAUUCGCGAUACGAAAAAUAUGUACAGAGUAAAUUGUUCCAAUUUAAACGCUCUAUGCAAAGAGUUCCUAUUCAUUUUUAUUAUAGGUUCUUGUCAUUGAAAAAUUUAAAAAAAAAACUAUACAUCUGUAAAAAAUAGGCAUUUUUUUGAUUUUCAGAAAAAUCGCCGCCAUAUUUUUAAUAUUAAACUAUUUUUUUUUAAUUUUUACUUUAAAAUCUUUUUACCAGAAUCAAAAAAGAAAAUUGGUACAAUUUUUGGCAAAUAAAGGAGCCUUCCACUAAAUUUCAUACUUUUGUAAGAAUGUCAGCAAAAUUUAAGUGUGCGCUUGGGCUCUUCUUUAAAAUUAGAAAUCGCACCAAGUGUUUAGGAAAAGCGAAUGAGUUUAAAAAAUUUAGAAAUACCCGUAGACGAAUCUAAAGCUCGGGCAGGGCCGUUCCUGGCCAUAGUCGGUUUAAUCGAAAUAUGGAUCUAAAUACCGAAUAACUCGAGAAGUUAUCCACUCUAAGCUUCAGUUGCACAGAAAAAUCUGAGUUUACAGUGAAUAAUAGUCUCGUGAGAAGAAUAUUUCAACAAAUGCCUUUGUGGUGAAUCGAGGGCGUUUAGCGACUUACGAAUGUAAUUGAAGUCGAUGAAGACUUAUCUAAUAUUAAAUAUAUUUGCUCACCGUUUGAGGCGAUCGCCUGGAAAACCAGAGAAUGAAAGAGCGCAUCGAUUCACCAGAAAUGGUAUUUUUUCCCACGCUUUGUAUCGCGUGUAUUCGUACCCUAAUCAAUGAAUAUUAAUCAUAAGUGAUACGCCAGUUAGGCGUAAUGAGCUAUCGAAACUAGAACAAGUAGAUAUUAAAUAUGAAAACAUUGUAUACUUAUCAUAUUAUCACUGUGUAGAAGAUUCGUAAAAUGUUAUGUAAUACUAUACGUAAUUUUACAAAUUCUUUUUCAUUUACAUCGUCGUUGAAAACGUAGCGACGCAAAAAAAAAUUGAAAUCAAAGCAAACUUUUGCUACUAACGAUUUCUUAAUUACUCAAAUCAGUCGCGUAGUAAGUGCGUUAAUAAUGUUAAAUGCAUCUUCAUUUAACACGAUGGGAAUGAUAACUCCCAACGUUUUUCAAAUUAUAUUUGACGAAAUAUUUUUAAUAUUCAGCUUUAUUUUAUUGAUUAAUAGUCCUUAAAUUAUAAAAAGUAAAAAUUACACAAGUUUUGAAUCUUGGAGAUAAGGAGAAACGAUAUAACAUAAAUCGAAAGAAAGUAGAGCUGCGGAAAAUUGUUUUGGGGGCCUUACAAAGCCGUACAAAAAUAUCCCCCACGAAAAAUUGAUAUCUUCAAUUGUGAAACAGAUGGAAAAGUAAAUUAAAUUUAGCCGUGAGACUAAUUUAAACUCAGCGAAUUUAUAUUGUGAAACUUAUGCUUUUAUUUUAUUUUUACUUUAAUUGACUGUUUACGUUUUUAUAAAGCCGCAAGCUGUUUAUAUUUUAUUUGUACAAGAAUCGUGUUGACGAGUUCAUUUCUGAUAAACCGAGAUGAUGUUCGCAGACAGGGUAGAGUGAGAAAAUGCGCCCGAGAACUAGACUCUUUGUAAAUUAACAUAAGCUAUGUUUAAGUAUCAUUAUCUCGAUUUUGUAUUUUUAUUUCUUGUUUCAGAGGAUUCAGGACUUUGAAGAUAAAUAAAUGUAGUAGCGUAAGA